Molecule: messenger RNA, 5977 nt
Organism: Serpula lacrymans var. lacrymans S7.9
Lineage: Eukaryota; Fungi; Basidiomycota; Agaricomycetes; Boletales; Serpulaceae
Gene: ATG2
Exons: 17
Coding region: 1-5862 (1953 amino acids)
Biological process (GO): autophagy of mitochondrion; autophagosome assembly; piecemeal microautophagy of the nucleus
Cellular component (GO): phagophore assembly site; extrinsic component of membrane
Molecular function (GO): phosphatidylinositol-3-phosphate binding
Source: RefSeq, a predicted model, not a curated record
AUGUCAUCCUGGUAUCCUUCAUGGUUCUCAAGUCUUCCUUCUCUCGAUUUCUCUCUCCCAUCAAGCAUUCAGUCUCGAUUUAUCGCAUUUGUUCUCAAGAAAUCCCUUGGCCGCUUCCUCAAACCUGGCCAACUUGAUGCAUACCAGAUAGACUCGCAAAUAGGCUCUGGCUAUGUCAAUGUGAAAGAUCUUGAGCUGGACACACCAGCUAUCAACACUUUGUUUUCAGGUCUCCCUAUCUCUGCACAUGAUGGCUCAAUAGGUUGUAUCACUGCUCGCAUACCAUGGCCAAAGCCUCUCACAUCAACCGUAGGCUGCUCCAUCCAAUCUCUUCAUGUCACUCUUCAUGUCACUCCUCCCACAUCUACCCCCCCAUCACCCCCCAGCAACACUCUUACGGAGUCAGUUGUAUCAGUUGCCGAAGCUUUUGUACAAGAUGAACUGUCAGUACGCGAAGAAUCCAUUAUUCUGGAAUCGAUUCAUUCGAAUGCGUCACCGUUGGAUGCCGAUGACGACCAGCAGAAUAUACCAGGCGGUCUGAACCCUUUUAUCAACGAUGCCAAUGUUGGCGUGGAACACGGGGAUGUAGAUCCUGCUGGAGUAUCUCUGUUUGCUACCAUAAUCGAGCGGCUGCUCGCAAGGUUUGAGUUUGAUGCUGUAGACACGAAGAUAACGUUGGUUCACCCUGGCCAUGCGAGCUUCACUCUUUCAAUCGCCGAAAUCCGGUAUCAUACCGAACCUCAUAAUAAUGGCAUUCGCUCUGUCUCAAUACAUGGUGUUUCUGUAAGUUGUAGAAACUUGCGCCCAACCUUGUCGCCUAUUCCUACUCCUUCGACCCUUUCUCCUACAUCUCCGAUAUCUAUUCGUCAUGCAUCUCCUACCAGCUCUCUCAUUCACACCCCCGAGCCAGUCUCCCCAGUCUCAUCCUCCUCUUCACUCGAUGAAGACACGACGUUCCUCAUGUCACAAUCUCUCGCAACGUUGCCACCACGUCCCGUCUCAGGAUCAUCUUCACCUACGAGUUCGGUGGCAAGUAGUAUUUAUCACAGCACGUUAACCAUGACACACGACCUUUCACGUACUCGCACAUCACUAUCUCCAGAUACUCCCCCUCGAAUCCAUACGAGUCAACCAGAAGCCAGCAAUGACACCUCUCGUCAUAUUCUUACAUCAGCACAGCAAGAGCGGAGACAGGAAAGUUAUCUGGAUGAGAUUAUAUUAUCCUUUGGAAGAGAACCUAUAGUUGUACGAGUGACAACUCCUGUUAGCCAACCCUCUGAUUGUCCUGAAGGAACCGAGUCCGAGUCUGAGCCCUCGCUUCCUGAACUCAUACCAAAGGGUGUUCUGAAUAUUUCUGUUUCAUCUGGAGUCGUGGCAUGUGCAUUUCGCGCAUAUCAUAUCCGCGUGUUGCUCGACGUCUUGGAAAUAUGUGGACAACAUUCACCUCGGUCUGCGCCAACUAGCGCUUCUUCGAAUUCAGGGUCUGCUCAGAUUGGUCUGGAUUUAGAGUCCACCCUUGAAGUGAAGGGCGUAGUAAUCCUUCUGCUCCCGGAUCCAACUGCUAAACGCCACAAUGACUCGUCUGACGUUCAAUCAUCGUUGAGGCACUUCUUUACUAGCCCGUUGGUGCCACCUGACCUUCGUCACGGAUAUGUGCGUGCACACUUGGAUGGCAUAUUUGGGAGUGUCGUACUUAACUCCCAAAAUCAAUCUACAAGUCUCGUGCCUACUACUAGCCCUGACCAAGAAAAUCUGCAUUCUACCAUUCCCCAGCCAGCAGUUUCUUGUCGAUUGAUGCUGUCCAGCUUGUCCAUUUUUUCAUUCCAAGCCAAUUCGCUGCCUGAUAAACAGGAUAGUGCGUUACGUGCUUUACCCAUCCUCAUCACAGACCCCGGCCUCCCAGGCCAGUAUUCGGUCUCCCGGUGGCAGUCAUAUCUCCAGAAGCUUUUCGCUUCUACGUCGCAGACAGGCGAUACAGAGCCUUUAGCGUUUGACGUUUUGGACUGGACUUCCCCUCAACAAUGGACUAAAUCUGCAGAUAUAUCCACUUGGAGAACCACUUCAGUAGGAUCUGACUGUAGCGAGAAAGAGGAGGCACCAGUUCAUCCAGCCUUCUUGUUGUCGUACCAGAAACCGUUCCCACCUUCACCUAAACAUCCCGAAGCUGGUCUAAGUAGCACAGAUAAACCCAUGGUAUUGAAGGUGUCUCCUUUGCAUUUUUUCAUAGACCUUGGUUCGAUGCUAGGGAAUGGAGAUAUGCUCCUUUUCUUGAACGAGGUCACGAGCAGUAAUGUGCACAAGUCGUCGCAAAUUGAGCAUAAGCCAAGUCUUGUACUUGAAAUCCCUAUGAUUCGAGUACAGGUCCGUUGUCCGCCUCCUCCGCUCCGUUCUGCUCGAUCUGGCGCUUUUGUUGUGGAUAUCCAUGGCAUCCGCAUGUCUACCUUAUUCGUGUCACCAACAGGCCCUGCUGCUCAGCAACGAGAUAUUGCACCUGGUUCCUCCGAUGAUCAGAAACGUUCAAUGAGACAACAUCUGCUAGACGUCAAAUGUCAAGGCGUUACUUUGGCUUACUCCGACGUGAACGAAUCUUCUGCUGCUUUGUUCUUGCUACUUGGCUCGAUGUCUAGUCACAAGGAAGUUGCACCAGGCAACGAAGGCUCCAUGUCUCACUCCUCUCUUCGCGUCAAUCUGUCCCAUUUGGCCAAUAGUUCUUCUUCCUCCGUCACGUAUUUGAAUGUAGAUGUAGCCUCAACAAAUGCUAUCAUCACGAAGGCCGUCUUCGAUGGUUUGCAACGAUGGGCGGAUGAUGCUGCGCAGUUAAUGGAACGUACUGGAAAACCCACCGCGGUCGACAUCGGGAAACCUAGCGAGGUGGCGAGUAGUCGAUCAAUAUCAGGCGCAAAACCCAUCAGCGCAGGAAGUGAGACGCAUGUCCAGUUGGUAGUGUCGCAAGCGUUUGUAAGAUUGAUGUUACCUCGACGUGAAGACGACGCCUACAUUUCCCGGCCUCUUGAUUUGUUUGCUUCCAAUGUGUCCGCCUUAUUAGAGAUGAAGACCGGGUCUGAAGAUGGACCCACAACCAUUGUCAAGAUCACGGAUCUUAGUGUCAUGGAUUUCGCUGCAGAGAGUCCCCGCAUUCCCUUAUUGUCUCUCGCAGCUCCACGAAAUUCGUUGUCAACCACGAAGCGAAUGAUUGAAGUCCGCUUUAAUUCGUCUUCUAUACCUGGAAGUACUGCGAAAGCCUCUAAUAUCAAGUUGUCAUUGUGGGGUUUCAACUUCCGAUUGCUUUCCAAGCUCAAGUGGCUCUCCGAGUUAGAGCGCUUUGCUAAGGCACCACCUGGCGUUUUCGAGUCCGUCGUCCCAUCCGAGCGAACACACGUGUCAGUCAAGAUUAUGGAAAGUUCACUUCAUGCUUUUGCCCCUGGUCAUCCUGGAGCUGCAGUACUGUACAUUGGAGAAACAACUCUUUCGUUGGAUCUCAUCAAUAAAUCAUCUGAAUUGUCAUUGAAAAUGCUUGUCCCGUCUAUCUCUGUUCUAUUGAUUGACGCCUUACCAGACGAAGUCCCUGACGAGUCUUCCAAGCUCCAAGCGAGAGGUGUUGCAUUCUGGAAGGAAAGUGGUUAUGCCCUGAUAGCCGAGCUAGUAAACCUAGACUUUGCGUACAAGGGACGCAAUGCGCCAGCUCCUCUGGACACACAGAUGUUGAUAAACAGGGCUGCCCUUCGUAUUCAUAUAUGCGCGGAUACACUUGCUGCCCUUACAGGAUUCAUUGGUGACUUCAGCUCCGCUUUUAAAUCUCCUCCCGACCCGACGAACGCGCCAACAUCAACAAAAGGCCCUUCCAUAGUGACUGAUCCGUCAUCACCUAAAAGUGAUAUGAUCUACGUGGAGGAACAUGCUUUCACGCGAAACCCAGAAGUUGGAUCAGCUCCAGACAUGAUAUCCGACGAUUUGCCAACGAAUUUGGACUAUUUGGAUGUUUCGUUUGGGACAGCCGCUGGAUUUCGUGAGCUUCAAGACGAUGACCUUGACGACUUCGAUGUCGAAGAAAAAUUUGUACCCGUCACGCCUUCUCCUGGCCACAGGACAGGAACAGUCUCUGACAUUGGCGGAGAGACAAUCAGGAUCCUCAGACCCUUCAAGGUAAUUGAAAACUAUUAUGAUACCAUUCCUCCCGAGCCUGCAAGCGGCGAGUCUGAUUUUGGAGAGGCCAUGAUGCGAAUCCGAAUCUACGAUUGUGACGUGACGUUAUCUCUUUAUGAUGGAUACGAUUGGUCACGUACGCGCGAGCUUCUUGAAAAAGAAAUCAAAGAGAUGCGGCGACGGCUAGCCAAGAUCAGGCAGCUUGUUGCCACUGGACAAGUACAAGAUUCCACAGAAGUGGAGACUAGCGCGUUAAUGUUCAACUCGGUAUACAUCGGGCUGCAGGCAGAUGUCAGUGAUCUAGAGCCUGGAGCCUUGGUUGCCGCGAUCGAUGAAGAGUUGGAUCACGAUACGGAAUCAGACAUUGAAAGCUCAUGGCAGUCAUUACAUCCUGCCAGCUCCCCAGGGCAUCCGCCACCACUAUUAUCUCGCGUACAGCAUAAACGCUUGACGAGAUCCGAUGGUUCAUGCAUUGACAUAAGGCUACUAGGUCUGGAUGCUGAAAUCGAUAAUUAUCGCCCAGGUCAGACACUAGUCUCCCGGAUCCUAGCUACUGUCAGAGACGUGGAGAUUCUUGAUCAUAUCAAAUCCUCAACUUGGAGACAUUUUUUGUGCGAACUACGAUCGGACUCCCAAGGAAAUGUACGAGAGACUGGUUCUAAUAUGGUUCGCGUAGAAAUACAGAAUGUUCGGCCUAUUCCAUCCCACCCUGCGCAAGAAGCACGAUUGCGUGCUAAACUACUUCCUUUGAGGCUGUAUGUUGAUCAGGAUGCAUUAGACUUCCUGAAGAAUUUCUUUAGCUUCAAGGACUCCGAGAGUCCGGCGGCCAAUGUGGAUGAACCGGAAGGAACGGAAGCCUAUAUUCAACAUGCUGAGAUCUUUCCUGUGGACAUCAAAUUGGAUUAUAAGCCCCGCCGCGUUGAUUAUAGAGCUUUGCGUGAAGGAAAAACUAUAGAAUUGAUGAAUUUCUUCCACUUUGAUGGUGCAGAAAUGACUCUGCGUCAUCUCAACUUAUACGGGAUAAAUGGCUGGCCUCGACUUUUCGAGAAGCUUAAUGACCUAUGGACACCUGACGUGAAAGCCACUCAGCUUGUAGAUGUCAUUUCUGGCGUGUCCCCUAUCCGCUCUGUAGUCAAUGUCGGUUCUGGUGUCGCAGAUCUUGUCCUUCUUCCAAUAACACAGUACAAGAAAGAUGGUCGAAUCAUUCGCGGUGUACAGAAAGGCACUACCGCAUUUGUCAAGUCUACAGCCAUGGAAGCCAUCAAGCUGGGUGCGCAGUUAGCAACUGGGACACAGGUUAUCCUCGAACAGGCUGAAAAUGUACUUGGUGGCCAAUUCCAUGACCCUAUCACUGCAGAAACUGUCCAAUUUUCUUCUGUUAUCGAGGGCCUUUCGGAAGAGGAUGAAUUACCACCAGACCUGUUUAGUAAGUAUGCAGAACAACCAGAAGGGAUAACAGAGGGUGUACGAUCUGCAUACAGAAGUAUGCAUAGAAACCUAAAUUCUGCGGCGCAGACCAUUUUAGCUGUACCUAUGGAAGUGUACGAGCGUUCUGGGAAUGAGGGUGCGAUGCGUGCUGUUAUACGCGCUGUACCUAUUGCGGUCCUAAAGCCUAUGAUCGGCGCUUCUGAGGCGGUCAGCAAGACUCUCAUGGGUCUUCACAAUACAUUAGAUCCUAACGUUCGAUAUGAGAAUGAAGCCAAGUAUAAGCAACGCUGACCCCAGAUCAUUCGCAAUUACAUAUGUAACAUUCAUUCGUAGCAUCAUUGGAUAUGACUCUUAACUACUACUCGUACAACGUCUUGUAUUUGUGGCUAUAUUAUAACAUUGCAUC